AUGGCACAUCAUUUCUGGGAAAUGGACAAAAUUAAAGUUCCGAUUUAUCGUUUUUUCGACGACAAUCCGAAUGUUCUCAAAGAGGUAUAUAAGCAGGAUGUUAAUGAGGUGUUUCGAGCGAUUCAGACAGUCCGCUCCAUAGCAUUACAAAGCUAUUCGACCCGCAUUCUCUCUUUCCUGAAUAUCGAAACGCGAAGAUUUGUGAGGCCAGGAGCCGGCUGGAAAAAGCCAUCGGAAAAUCAAGUAGUCGCAGAAACUGGACGAUACGGAGAUACUCUAGAAGCCUUCCAUUGCGAUAAAUGCUCAUACGCCAGUGGUAGUAUUUCGGAAUUAAACGUACAUCACUACUUGAAGCACGGAAAGAAGGAAGAGCUGGAGAUGGGGUUGAGCAAGGAAUCAGUGGAGAGCUUGACUGAAGGGUUGACUGUGUUUGCGGAAAGUUUUCGACGUAUUCACCCAUAUCUGAACAAACUUCUACCAGCAUUUGAAUGUGAUGCUUUUUGGAAGAAGACGAUAUCUAAAUUCAUUGAUUGUUUAGAGACACUUUACAAGUACGAUAUGAAGCUUCUUGCAAUGACGGUUAGCAGUUGUGGUGAAGAUGUUGAAAUGGUUCAUAGUGGGAAGGAAGAUGAACAAUCAGAUGAGGUCGAUUUGGAAAACAUUGCCGAGCACAUCUUCCUACUGACUGAACGUUAUGACCAGAUACGACCUAAUUUGAAGGAUCUUCUUUUUAUUCUCAAAUCGUUCGACUACUAUGAAAAAUAUACAACGGAUAUUAUGAAGGCUUUUGGGAAUCUAGGAAAUGUGUUCCACACGCCAAUUGCUUUGCAUGUCCUCAAGUACCUUGGGAAAAACGUUAAACGAUUCAAGUACAGUGUUUCGAGGUUUGAAAUUCGUCAGACACCGAACCAAAAUGGAACACCAAAUCAGAAAAGUUCGCUUGCUGUUGGCCAAACUCCAACAUCUUGUGAUCAAUGUCAAUUUAAAUCACUCAACAUCAACACGUUGAACACUCAUUUUUAUUUUUGUCAUUGCAAAAACGAGAACGGCGUUGGUAAAAUGCUGUAAUGACUACUGUACCAUUUUUAAUUUUUCUUUAUUCAUCAAUUUCCUAAUUUUACCUGACCCCUACUGCAUACAAUUAAUUGUUGUCUAAAAUUUUGCGUUCAAAGUAUUGUUAACAAUUAAAAUAUAUAUAUAAAGUGGUAUAAAGCAUUUACG
Messenger RNA from Caenorhabditis elegans, 1221 nucleotides. It is a transcript of the gene Y71A12B.8, whose product is annotated as C2H2-type domain-containing protein. The transcript is spliced from 9 exons. NCBI's taxonomy places the organism in Eukaryota, Metazoa, Nematoda, Chromadorea, Rhabditida, Rhabditidae. The record is from RefSeq and is marked reviewed. Bases 1 to 1068 code for a protein of 355 amino acids.